This is a messenger RNA of Fusarium vanettenii 77-13-4, 990 nucleotides long. RefSeq lists its product as uncharacterized. The coding region runs from base 1 to 990 and encodes 329 amino acids. Lineage: Eukaryota; Fungi; Ascomycota; Sordariomycetes; Hypocreales; Nectriaceae. Gene Ontology annotation, molecular function: hydrolase activity. The transcript has 4 exons. The record is from RefSeq and is a predicted model, not a curated record.
AUGGCCAACCACUGGACUGAAGAGUCAAUCUUUGACUCGUACAACAUCUUUGAAGAGACCUUCAAGGUCGUCUCCUCUCAUGAGAUCAAAGCUGCUGUUUUGAUCCCCAAGAACCUCAAACCUGGUUCCCACCCCAUCAUCUAUCAUCUCCACGGCGGAUUUCUCGUCACCGGUUAUGGCUUGUUUCCUGCCUUUUUCCCAAAGUGGGUUGACAAAUUGGCUCUCAGGCACUCAGCUAUCAUUGUGUCCCCUGAUCAUCGCCUCUUACCCUCCGAAAAUGGCGUAGCCGAUGUGCUCGAGGAUCUUGAAGACUGCUGGCAGUGGACAAAGCUGAAGCUACCAAGCAUCCUGGAGACUAAGGCUCCUGGCCACUUUCUUGACUUUUCGCAGACACUGCUUGCUGGGGGCUCGGCUGGUGGUUAUUGUGCGACAGAGCUGGCUCUCUCCUACCCCGACGAUUUUCGAACCCUCGCAGUCGUUUACCCCCUCUUAGACCCCAGAGACAAAGUGUACGUCGAGGGCCCAGGACCAGACGAGCCCACCAUCCUACGAGCAGAUCUCAAGGAUAUGCCAUCCAAGGAAGAGACUAUAGCUUGGAUCGAGGAGACCCGCAAGAAGCCCCAUUCCAAAGACAACCUUGACAGGAUUCCCUUCCCAAUUGCGGCUUGCCACUCUGGCAUCUUCGCAUCAGCCAUUUUCGACAACAAGGGACUAAAUAGGAGGGAAUUCUUUCCACUGGAGAGAAUCGAAGCUGGCGAGAGGCUACCUCCAAAGAUGUGGUUGAUGCAUGGGGAUGAUGAUGCGACUGUACCCAUCAGGGGAAGUUACAAGUUCAUUAAUCUUAUACACAAGAAGCUUCCGCAGACUACGCUCAGAUUUGAUGUUUGUCCUGGACAAGAUCACGCAUUCGACUUUGACGAAAGCACUUGGGAGUCAUUUGCGUCAGAAGCGCUAGACUUUGUCACUAAGGGUUGGCUCAUCGAGGGUUGA